AGCAGGGUGUCGACCCAUGGCCGUGUCCGCCUACUGCUGAGUAAGGGGCAUUCCUGCUACCGACCACGGAGGACUGGAGAAAGAAAGCGCAAAUCUGUUCGGGGUUGCCUUGUGGAUGCCAAUCUCAGUGUUCUCAACUUGGUCAUUGUGAAAAAAGGGGAGAAGGAUAUUCCUGGACUCACUGAUAUUACUGUGCCUCGUCGCCUGGGGCCCAAGAGAGCUAGCAGAAUCCGCAAGCUUUUCAAUCUCUCAAAGGAAGAUGAUGUCCGCCAGUAUGUUGUGAGAAAGCCCCUAAAUAAAGAAGGUAAGAAACCUCGAACCAACGCACCCAAGAUACAGCAUCUUGUUACUCCACCUGUCCUCCAACACAAACGUUGGCGCAUUGCUUUGAUGAAGCAGCGCAGGAAGAAAAACAAGGAAGAGGCUGCAGAAUACGCUAAGGUUUUGGCCAAGAGAAUGAAGGAGGCCAAAGAAAAGCGCCAGGAACAGAUUGCCAAGAGACGGAGGCUGUCUUCUCUGAGAGCUUCUACCUCAAAGUCUGAGUCCAGUCAAAAAGGAGAUUGUUGUAAGAGGAACAAAUAAAUAAGAUCAGACAUAAAAAAAAAAAAAAA
Herpailurus yagouaroundi (jaguarundi) is the source of this 611-nucleotide messenger RNA. RefSeq names its product 40S ribosomal protein S6-like. NCBI's taxonomy places the organism in Eukaryota, Metazoa, Chordata, Mammalia, Carnivora, Felidae. The annotation marks the transcript as partial. Gene Ontology annotation, cellular component: ribosome. The transcript has a single exon. Gene Ontology annotation, molecular function: structural constituent of ribosome. The record is from RefSeq and is a predicted model, not a curated record. Gene Ontology annotation, biological process: translation.